AUGACAAACAGCGAAGAGCCAAAAAGGUUUGGGUUGGAGAACCAAGUGAGAAGAAAUCCACAUCCAGAUUUCAAUAAAGUUGAAAACUCAAGGCCAAAAUUUGAUUUUGAAAAAGAAUGGACUUACACGCAAAUUCCAAAUAAGGAUUGGAAAAUUGGAUCAGGCGCUAACGAUUCUAGUUGGAAAAACCAUAAAAAGAUUGAAAUUGAUCCAUAUGGUGAAGGUAGAAAUCCCAUUGACAACUACAAAACUUUAAUUAGCGCUGUUGUGCCCAGACCAAUUGGAUUCGUAUCAACGAUUUCGAAAGAAGGUGUACGCAACUUGGCUCCAUUUUCUUACUUCACUGUUGUCAACCACGAUCCACCAAUUUUCACUAUUGGAUUUUCGGGAGGCAGAGGCAAUCCUAAAGAUUCAUGCAAAAAUAUCUUAGAUACCGAGGAAUUGACCAUCAAUAUCAUAAGUGAAUGGUUUGUCGAGGCAGCAAAUUAUUGUGCAAUAAAUAGUCCGAUUGAUGUUGAUGAAUGGAAACUAGCUGGUUUAACUCCAUUGGAAUCAACAAAAGUCAAACCUCAACAUGUAGCCGAAUCGGCAUUUUCUGUUGAGGGAAAAUUGAUUGCUUCGCAUGAGUGGAAAUCGAAAUCGGAUCCUACAAGGGCCACUGGUACCUUGUGUAUUAUCGAAGGUGUAAAUUUCCACGUGAGAGAGGAUGUAAUUAAUAAAGAACUCAACAAUUUAGAUAUUUUGAAGUUGAAACCAGUGAGUAGAUUAGGAGGUAUCACUUAUGCAAGAACUGUGGAUGGUUACGAGAAACCAAGACCUGAUUUUGACAAGGAGAUUGCUAAAGAUGAGGUUAAAGAGUUGUUACAGUAG
Molecule: messenger RNA, 870 nt
Organism: Lodderomyces oxycetoniae
Lineage: Eukaryota; Fungi; Ascomycota; Pichiomycetes; Serinales; Debaryomycetaceae
Exons: 1
Coding region: 1-870 (289 amino acids)
Molecular function (GO): FMN binding
Source: RefSeq, a predicted model, not a curated record